Molecule: messenger RNA, 351 nt
Organism: Notothenia coriiceps (black rockcod)
Lineage: Eukaryota; Metazoa; Chordata; Actinopteri; Perciformes; Nototheniidae
Product: microtubule-associated serine/threonine-protein kinase 1-like
Exons: 3
Coding region: 91-351 (86 amino acids)
Source: RefSeq, a predicted model, not a curated record
AGUGGAAGCAAAGUGACGGUGACAACGACUCCAUUCGAGAACACCUCCAUCAAAGUGGGUCCCGCUCGGAAGUCCAGCUAUAAAUCCAAGAUGGCGCGGCGAAGCAAGAGGACGGGAGCCAAGGAGGGGCAAGAGAAGAAGCGCAGCUCUCUGUUCAGGAAGAUCACCAAACAGUCGAACCUGCUCCACACCAGCCGCAGCCUCUCCUCUCUGAACCGCUCUCUGUCCUCUGGAGACAGUCUGCCCGGCUCCCCGACCCACAGCCUCUCCGCCCGGUCCCCCACCCAGAGUUACCGCUCCAACCUCACCGAACCCCCCUACCUGGAGUGUAUUGAAGAUGCACAGAAAUAA